GCCCCUUGAAAAGGCAUUACGAAAAAAAUAGAGGGGGGAAAGCUAGUUCCAUUUUGAAGUUCGGCGCAAAAAGUAGGGUUAAAUUUUCAGUGGGAAUUGCUCUGUUUCACGAGGGCUUAGAUUCUUGCUGCUUGUGGAAGGAUCUUCUUCUAAGCCUUUGUUUGUAGAUCCCAUUGGCCAUAUUAUCAUGUUAUGUGCAUCUACAAGGUAUGGCUUCCCCAAAUUUCCCCACUUUCUCCUCUCUUCCGUCCUUUUCUCUUUACCUUAUUCCCUUAAUCUCAAGUUCCAUGCUCACACCCAAACCCCUAUUGCAAAUAACAUCGACGAUGCUGUCGCUUCAUUCCAUCGUUUGCUUCGUAUGCAUCCCCCACCCUCCAUAAUUCAAAUUAAUAAGCUUUUAGGAUCAAUUGCCAGGGCUAAACAUUAUCGCACUGCUAUCUCAUUGUUUGCACAAGUAGAGUCGAUGGGAUUCACCCCUUGUUUAUUCACACUCAGCAUCUUGAUCAAUAGUUACUGCCAUGUAGGUCAGAUGUAUUCUGCUUUCUCAAUAUUAGGGAAGAUUCUGAAGAUGGGUCUUCAACCGAAUACCAUAACUUUGACUGCACUAAUGAAAGGACUCUGUUUUAAUAACAAGGUUGAGAAAGCACUACACUUCUAUGAUGAGCUAAUAUCGAAAGGAUUUCAAUUAGAUGAGGUUAGUUAUGCCAUCUUAUUAAAUGGUUUGUGUAAAACGGGGAAAACAAGGUCUGUCACUAAGUUGCUUCGAAAGAUGCUGGACCAGGGAAUUAAACCUGAUGUAGUUAUCUACAAUAUAAUCAUUGAUGGCCUUUGCAAAGAGGGACGUGUAAUUGAAGCACGUGAUUUGUGUUUUGAAAUGAAUGAUCUUGGAAUUUUUCCAAAUGUUGUCACUUACAGCUCUCUAAUCCACGGUUUCUUUAGCAUAGGGCAGUGGCAGGAAGCUACUCAGUUGCUUCAUGAAAUGAUAUUGAAAGACAUCAAACCAAAUGUCUAUGUCUAUAAUAUAUUGGUUGAUGCAUUUUGUAAACAAAGAAGAAUCACAGAAGCCCAAGCUGUGUUUGCUAGGAUGAUGAAAUGUGAUGAGAGACCUGAUGUUGUAACUUUCAAUGCUUUAAUGGAUGGGUGUUGUUUGAUGAAUAAUAUUAAUGAGUCAAAGGAAGUAUUCAAUAGGAUGGUCCAAAGUGGGUUGACAGCUGAUGUAUUUAGUUACAAUAUCUUGAUUAACGGAUUAUGUAAGAUUAAAAUGGUUGAUGAAGCUUUUGAUCUCUUUAAAGAAAUGCACUGCAAAAACGUGGUUCCCGUUGAUGUAACUUAUAAUUCUCUUAUUGAUGGCUUGUGCAAAUUAGGGAGAAUGUCACAUGCGCAAGAUCUUUUUCUUGAGAUGCAUAAUAGUGGUCAUACUCCUGACAUAAUCACUUAUAAUAUUAUGUUAGAUGGGUUUUGCAAAAGUCAGAAUCUUGAAAAGGGCAUUGUGUUAAUCAAGGAAGCUGUGGACCGAGGAAUUUGGCCUGUUGUAUGCACAUACAAUAUACUUAUUGAUGGUUUGUGUAAAGCUGGUAGACUAAAUGAUGCACGAAAGAUUUUUAAGUACCUUUUAAUCAAAGGCCAUCUUUUUGAUGUCUGUGCUUAUAACAUAAUGAUCAAUGGCCUUUGUAUGGAAGGCUUACUUGAUGAAGCUAUGGCUAUGCUUCCAAAAAUGAAAGAGAAUGGCUGCCUCCCUGAUUCAAGAACAUAUGACAGACUUAUUCAAGCUCUUUUGAAAUUUAGUGAGAAUGAUAUGGCAGAGAAGCUGAUUCACGAAAUGGUCAACAGUGGGUUGCAAGAACGAUGAAACAAGUUCGUCCAAGACAUGCAUGCCGUACAAAAGCAAUGGCCUUGACAUAUAUUAUUAUGAUUGAUGGGCUUUGUGGAAGGCUUGUUUGAGGAAGAGAUGGUCUUGGUUUAAAAAAUAAAAGCGAAUGGCUGCCCCUUGGAUACCAUAACUCUUGUCUCAAUUGUCCAAACUCUCCAGAAAAAAAAAUGGAGGAUGACAAGGCUAAGAAAAGUCCUUCUGCAUAUGAUUGUCAGAGACAGAGGUCGUCCUACAUAAUUAAACAAGGUCAGAUACUUCAGUUUUGAGUUCAUACUUAUUUUAAUGGUGAAUUUCCCUAAUGGUUUGAUCAAUUCACGUCCUAAAUUAUUAAACAGCCUUUUUGUCAUGGAAGAAGCUGUGAUCAAUUCAUGUAAAAAAAAUAUUUUGAUUUCAUGCCCUUCCCUGUACUCCAACAGUUAAUAUUGAGUUUAAAGACUGUGAACAGGCUGCCGGAGCAGGGGUGCUAAACAAGAGGAUAGAGCUCCAACCAGUACAGACAUCUUAAGUUUGCCGAUUGGUGCUUCAGUCAACUCAAGAGGUGAAAAUGCUUGUGGUGUGAUUAUCAAAAGCAUUAUCGAUGAGUGGGUGAUUAUCAUUUGGGGUGUGCCCACCAACUGUAACUGAUGUUAAAGGAAUUAGUAAAGGUCCGGAUAUUUGCUGGAAUAAGGGAAUAUGCAUAGCUGAAAUCACUACUGAGUACUGACAGUGCUUGGGCGUUGAACUUGUUAACUAGAGAGUAUAUGGUGAUCAUCCUUGUCAGAGAUUUUACAGAGGAAGCUAGGAAAACCAUUGAUAAAAAUUAGACUGUAACAUUGAAAUUUAUGUACAGGGAAUUCAUUUUGGAGGCUGAUAGGUCAGCAAAACUGGCCCCUUUUUUUUUUUUUUUUUGCUUCUUUGAUCAACUUCCACCUCAAAUUAGGGAGGUGGGAGAUGACGAAAGGUUGUUGGUUUUUUCUUUCCUGGUAUUUUUGUACCUCAUUGUUUCAAUGAUAGUUUCAGUUCCUAUUCAAUAAAAGACUCUGAACAUUACUCUGUC
Messenger RNA from Prosopis cineraria, 2906 nucleotides. Its product is annotated as pentatricopeptide repeat-containing protein At1g62670, mitochondrial-like. Gene Ontology annotation, molecular function: protein binding. The transcript is spliced from 2 exons. The coding region runs from base 188 to 1849 and encodes 553 amino acids. NCBI's taxonomy places the organism in Eukaryota, Viridiplantae, Streptophyta, Magnoliopsida, Fabales, Fabaceae. The record is from RefSeq and is a predicted model, not a curated record.